Molecule: messenger RNA, 1354 nt
Organism: Malus domestica (apple)
Lineage: Eukaryota; Viridiplantae; Streptophyta; Magnoliopsida; Rosales; Rosaceae
Molecular function (GO): electron transfer activity; iron ion binding
Source: RefSeq, a predicted model, not a curated record
UUUACUUCCUCUGUUUCAAUAUUAUUCAAUUUGGCCCAAAGCAAUAAGCUGGAGUUGCAAUUUGCAUGCUCGUCAAUGGCUCAAUUACUGACCCCAUCCCCUGUGUUCACUGAAGCUCUCAAGUUCCAAAACCCAUUACGGAAUGGGUGCUCUAGAAGCCCAUGGCGCAUGUUAGCCAAGCCCGGCAGUAGCCUGACUUUGAUGGGUGGUCAUGGAGGCGGCCGGAGGAGGCGUAGAGGCUAUAGCAGGCUCAGAGUGGCAACCGACGACUCACCUUCAACGAACGCCGUCGCUGAUGACUACUAUUCCGUCUUGGGAUUGCUUCCAGAUGCAACGCCGGCACAAAUAAAAAAGGCGUAUUAUAAUUGUAUGAAAGCUUGCCAUCCGGACUUGAGUGGUGAUAAUCCAGACACCAACAAUUUCUGCAUGUUCAUCAAUGAGGUCUAUGAGGUGCUCAGUGACCCCGUGCAACGCAUGGUUUACGACGAAAUUCACGGCUAUGCUUUGACAGCAAUCAAUCCUUUCCUGAACGAGUCUGCACCAAAGGAUCAUGCAUUUGUUGAUGAGUUUAGCUGCAUAGGCUGCAAAAACUGUGCCAGCGUUGCCCCAGACGUCUUUGGAAUCGAGGAAGACUUUGGAAGAGCCCGAGUAUACAGUCAGUGCGGGAGCGUAGAUUUAGUUCAACAGGCAAUUGAUAGUUGCCCUGUUGAUUGCAUCCAUUGGACUUCUGCUGCUCAACUAUCAUUGCUCGAAGAUGAAAUGCGCAGAGUAGAAAGAGUAAACGUUGCACUGAUGCUCGCAGGUAUGGGCUCAUCAGUGGAUGUUUUCAGAAUGGCAAGUUCUCGGUGGCAAAAGAGGCAAUCACAAGUCUUGGAACAAGCUCAAAUUAGGAUGAAGAAGAAGAAGAAGGAUUCAGAUAAAACAGAAUCAUACUGGGACAACAUUUGGGGUAACACCAAAGAGUACCAAAAUUCAGAGGAGGAAGUGAAAGAAAGAUCAAGGAGAGCGGCAGCAGCAGCUCGAAGAUGGAGGGAGUACUCAAGGAGGGGUGCUGAUAAGCCUCCCAGCUAUAAACUUCCGGAGGCCGUCUCCAACGACGAAAAGUGACCAGAUUAAUCUGUAGAGGACCGACACCAUUGAAGUUAUAUCAUCAAAUGUAAGUAUUAGCCAAUUUAUAGCUUAAACUGGUGUAAAUUUGUAACCAUGUAAACUUUGAAGAGAUCUGAAAAUCUGCGUAAUCAGUAUAGUAGCUAUCAGAUUACCAGAAGAUUGAUCUGUAAGUUAAAAAAAUGAAAAACAAAAAGAUAAGAUAUACAUAUAGAAGCAUUCUGCGUAUACGCGAGGUUUUCAAGCA